Amphibalanus amphitrite is the source of this 1823-nucleotide messenger RNA. RefSeq names its product glycine receptor subunit beta-like. Gene Ontology annotation, biological process: signal transduction; regulation of membrane potential; nervous system process. Lineage: Eukaryota; Metazoa; Arthropoda; Thecostraca; Balanomorpha; Balanidae. Gene Ontology annotation, cellular component: neuron projection; membrane; synapse. Bases 555 to 1823 code for a protein of 422 amino acids. Gene Ontology annotation, molecular function: extracellular ligand-gated monoatomic ion channel activity; transmembrane signaling receptor activity; neurotransmitter receptor activity. The transcript is spliced from 9 exons. The record is from RefSeq and is a predicted model, not a curated record.
UGGUCGGUGGGGGUUUCGUACCGAGCUCACGGGCACCGGGCCGACGGCACUGCAACGACCGUCAACAAAGACGACCGGCCGUCCACAGGAGCGUCACUUCGGCCGUGAGGGUGUCACUGCUGAGCCGGCAGCCCGACCGUCCGGUGGGCGGGCCGCUGCACCCUUCUACACCCUACACUCAAGUCCCCACCCAACUGCACCCUUCCGUACGUCUGUCAACGUCUGUUUGACCUCUCAUCUUCCCGUCUUUCUGGACCAUCCUGUCUAAAGGAUUCCUUCGGUUCCUCCUUCUUUCUGGUAGUCAUUCCUUCCUUCCUUCUGCCUUUCUGUUAUCCCAUCUCUACAUUUUGCCUGGCAUAUUUACAAACAUCCAAUUGCUUCAGCGUUCGUCUAUCAACCGUCCAUCCGUCCGUCUGUCAACGUCCGUCUGUCCGUCUGUCCGUCCGUCCGUCCGUCCGUCUGUCCGUUCGUCUAUCAACCGUCCAUCCGUCCGUCUGUCAACGCCCUGCCAGCCGAUCAGUGUGAAGCACGGGAAGGACAAUCAUCCAGCUGGGAUGGCCCAGCUCAUGUGGCAGCUGUGGCUCGCAGUCAUCCAUUUCAGCAGUCUGGUGCUGGGUUUGGCUUCAAACGAAAAAUUGCCAUCAGACUUCUUACAUUUACUGCCCAGUACCAACGAUUAUAAUUUAUCUGAAGUAUUUCCAGAGAACUACGAUAAAUACAUGCUACCGAAGCAGUCGGAUGGAAGAUCAAUAAAGAUCUAUUUCACUUUCGACUUGCAGAAUGUUCUGCAGGUGGACGAAGAAAAUGGCGUGCUACGGUACCAAACGUUCUUUUCGUUCGCCUGGGAGGACCGGCGACUGGUCGUACCAAGAUCGGCACGAAACUAUUCCAGCAUCACGCUCGACUCAGAUCUGAAGGAGCGUCUGUGGCUGCCCGACAUCUUUAUAUUCGGCCAGGAGGACUUCGAACAGGGUCGCCUGCUGCAGGACGUCGGUCGGCUGCACCUGCUGACCAGUGGUCACGUGUUCCUCUCCAUCUACUCGUCAUAUUCGGUUGGCUGCCAUCUGGACUUCUCAGCAUACCCAUUUGACGUUCACACAUGUGAUUUGAUUGUUGGAAGCUACUCUCAGACACAAGAACAAAUCGAAAUGCUCUGGGCACCAAGACAACAUGCGGUGUUCGAAGGAAAGGCUUUGAAAUUCAACACCUUUAGCAUAACUUUCCAGAGAGCUGGCCCUCACACAUUCUGCAUUGGAGAAGGAAGUCAAAGGAGUUGUCGCCGCACGGUGUUGGUGAGCGUGCGUCUGAAGCGCAGCACCACCUUCUUCUUCUUCCACACGUUCUUGCCGUGCGUGCUGCUGGUGGCCACGUCCUGGCUGAGCCUGCUGCUGCCUCCCGACGUCAUCCCCGGCCGGAUGGUGCUCUGCAUCACCUCGCUGCUGGCCCUGCUCACCAUGUACACAUCCAGUCUCGGCAGCAUGCGCGUCUCGUACAUCCGCACCACGGACGUGUGGUUCGUGGGCUGUCUGCUCUUCGACUUCCUCAUCAUCCUCGAGUACGCCGUGCUGCUAUGGGUGCAGAGGGAGCUGGCGGAUGGGGCCGCGCGCUGGACCCGCGUUACGCCCUUUCAGCUGCGCAAGGAAGCGAAUGGGAAAGCCGACCCGAAGCCGACCGUCAGCUUUUGGCAGCGCCUCCGGAACCCCCGAUACAUGGACCACGUGUGCCGCUGGGUGCUGGCAGUGCUGUUCACGCUGUUCUGCGUCGUGUUCCUCGCCUAUACGCUGGGUCGGAAAGGAGAAGACGCUGACGAGCAGGCCAGCUGA